GGUGCCAAGCCCUAUGGCGUCUCAGAUGCCACUGUCAAAUCUAUAAUGUGGUGCAUGUAUUUGUUGUUCAAGCAAUAUCCAUACGGAUAUUCUUUGCUUCAUUAAUAGAACUGCCUCAGCAGUCAUCCCCAAUAAAUGCCUUAUAAGAUAGGCGGCUAAGAUUGGGCCUUAACCUUUAAGAAUGGCAUUUUCCAGGAUUAGGAUGGCGUCCUAUCUUAUUUCUUUGGAGCUGUCCACACCAAGGACAAAAGCAGACAAGUAACGUAAGGUUAUGUCCAAUGACAAAUAGUAAAGAGUAACGCAAAUGAGAAUUUGAGUGGUCAUGUUUCUUAAUGCCUGGACAAAGAGUGAGUAGGAUAACACUCUUGUCAAAGCGAAGGGGAAGAUCUACUUCAAGAUUCAGAUUUUGAUAUUCUAUUUAUCUACCACCUAGACUAUCCAUAUCCUUUAUCUUUCUCUGCACCAGAUCUAAUACGUUAACUUACAUAAAAUAUAGCAGUUCUGAACUUCAGUUUUAGGGCAAAGGACCAUAGCUAUCUGCCUCUGCUAACACCAAAGCUAAAACUAGUAGUUAUUGAUGAAGCAUAGCACAACAUCUGCAUAUACCGACAGAAAUGAUGAUGCAAAAGGGAAUAGAACUUCAUCCAUUUAAAGAAACAAAAUUGGAAAAAUCUAUGGCAUGACCUAAUUGAACCCUUAUUAGAAUGAAAUCAGGUAAGCCAGUUGUGGAGUUCCAACAAAACUAGUUUUCUCCGGCUAUGGUGACAUGUAAGAUUUUCUGGUCACCUAUUCUUUUUUUUCUUUUUCUACCACACUUUUUGCCACCUCAUUACCUCAUAUAAGAGGACUUGAAACACCCCCCUAGUCAUCUGCAACAGAAAAUGGCUUAUGAAACGGUUGCAGCCAUGCAAGGAGAAAGUUUGCGUAAAGGGCCUUGGCAUGAAGAGGAAGAUGAGAGAUUAAUAACCUUUGUGAAGCUUUUGGGAAGCCGGAGAUGGGAUUACGUAGCUAGAGCCUCUGGUCUAAAGAGAAGCGGCAAGAGUUGCAGGUUGAGGUGGUUGAACUAUCUGCGUCCCAAUAUAAAGCAUGGCCAUAUCAGUGCUGAAGAAGAAAAGAUCAUCCUACAACUUCAUGAGCGAUGGGGCAACAAAUGGUCAAUGAUUGCGCGAAGGUUGCCAGGAAGAACUGAUAAUGAGAUCAAGAACUACUGUAGAACUCAUUUAAGAAAGAAAGCGGUAAUUCAAGAACAAGUGGAAACUUUUCAAUUUGGAAGAGACAAUGGCAAACAACUUUUCUUGUUUCAAGAAGAUGGUAGCAGUUCCCAAACUUGCAAUGGUGAAAGCUACAAGCCUUGUGUGGAUACUUUGGAUAAUGAAAAUGGUUCUUAUGAAACUGUUGAGCUGUCAGAUUUUGCUCUUACAAGUUCACCGUACCAAACCCGGUUAUCAGAUUGGAUAUCAGAGUUUCCAAGCGAUCAAAGUGAAAUAAAAUCUCAAGGAGAGUCUAAUAGUACAGAUUCAUUAUACUGUUAUCCAACAUGGGUUUCUUAUGAGGAGAAUGAUUUGUGGGGAUGUUCAGGCUCACUUUGGAAUUUGGAAUAAGAUGUCACAGUUAAAAUGUGAAUAUUAAGAGGCUUUAAGAAUGUGAAACAGAAUCAUUUUGCAUCCAUUAUUGCAUUACCCUUAAAUGAAGAUGAUUACAGUCACUCCUGCUUGAGUUCCUAAUUGAUCAUCUUCCUUGAAUAUGUUUUCUUUUUAAAGAAGAUUCCUUGUAAUGUACAAAAUGAUCUUUGUUUAUCAAUCGACAGAAAUUGUCAAAUAAAUGGAAAUGCAAAGAGAACAAUCAAGCAUUUUACA
Durio zibethinus is the source of this 1856-nucleotide messenger RNA. RefSeq names its product transcription factor MYB27-like. Gene Ontology annotation, cellular component: nucleus. The record is from RefSeq and is a predicted model, not a curated record. NCBI's taxonomy places the organism in Eukaryota, Viridiplantae, Streptophyta, Magnoliopsida, Malvales, Malvaceae. Gene Ontology annotation, molecular function: DNA-binding transcription factor activity; sequence-specific DNA binding. Gene Ontology annotation, biological process: regulation of DNA-templated transcription.